CAAGUUUUGGUUUGGAAUUUAAAUAGGUUAAUAACAUCAUCAUAAUGCGUUAAUACAGUAAUUUGCAUAAUUAAUUUGAUUUUUAAUAUAUUAUACACAUAAAAUUUACAAUUUAUACCAAGUAAGGGUUAGUUGACUCAUUUGUUUGCUUUUGUUGGUUUUACGAUUGAAUUAGUAAGAGCUAGCACUAUGGUGCUGGCUAUCCCUUCUCUAUCCCUCAAAUGUAGGGAAGGGAUGGCACAUGGAAGGCAAGCUUGCUAUGGAGGCGCCUCAUGUCUUUCCUACAUGAAACGUCUACUCAGUAGCCGUAUAAAUAGUGCCACACGGCAACUGAGUAGCCGUAUAAGUCAACUCGUUGACUUGACCGAUACGACUACUGAGUAGCCGUAUCAUAGGGUUAAGUCCUCAGAAGCGAGGUCGGGCUCCCCAGUUCUUCUUCUUCUUCCUUCUUCUUCUUCUCUAUUUUUCUCCUCUCCAUACUCCAUUUUGAUUUGAAGACCCUCUGGUGCAAUUCAAGAGCUAAGAUUCAAUGGGUUUGAUCCUUAGUAUACGGUGAAGCAUUUGCCCAUUUCAAUUUCGUGUUUCAUCAACUAAAUAUUCCAAGAUGUACUCCGCUGAUUUUCAACGAAUUAUGAAUGAACAUAUUCCGGUUUCUUUUGAAGAACAUAGUGAUCAUAAACUGAAAAUCCCAAUCUCGACAGAUGAGAAGCAGUUAGCUCUUAAACGUCGAAGUAGUGUAAGCCAACUUCAUGAGAUGUAUACCGUCGUUUGUUUAUUCCACAUGCUAGUCAACUUGUAGAAGACUGUGGGUUUAGUUCAAUUUUCAAGAUACAUUAUCCGAAAUUACAAGACAACUGCUUAACUACUGGUAUAUUUGAAAGGUGGUGGCAUACCACCAAUACAUUUCACUUCCCUAGUUUUGAAAUUGGGUUUACCCCAUUAGACUUCACUCAAAUUACCGGAAUUUCAAUUGGGCAAGGAAAUCGCAUAACAUUGGAAGAAAUUAGUAUGGAACGACUGCAUGAGAUUGCUCCCCAAACCAUAGAUUGUUUGCUCCCAUAUAUUAACGCACAGUCCACAACAAGAAGAAAGAAAGGAGAUGAAGCAAUGGUGUUUCAUGGAAUACAAGAAGUUAGACAAGAAAACAUUGUCGAGUUGAGAGUUCAAAUUCUGGAUAGAGGCAAGGCGAUCAAGAAGAGUUUGAUUAAAACAUUUCUUGACCAUAGACUCGGCUUAGACAACACUGUUCUUGAACAGGAGCAGAUUGCAAGAUGAUUUCUGAUUUGGUGUUUUGGGAAUAUCCUUUUCCCAAACAAGAACAAUGUUGUUGAGAUUAAAUGGCUUCGUAUAAUGAUGGAUUUAGAUGUGCCGAGGCAUUAUGAUUGGGGUUCGACUUUGUACGGUAGUAUGCUAUGGGGCUUGAGUACUGGAGGAACGUGCAACAAGCCUGACUUGCAGUUCUUUUCGUAUCCAUUGAUGCCUUGGUUUUGGGCAUAUUUUCGGUGUCUAUCUCCCUAUACAAAGGCGGAGAAUGAAAAUAUGGAUCCGUGGCCAGCGGGUAGGUUAUAUGAUGGAUACCAAAUAGAAACUAAAAGAGGCGGACAGAAUGAUACAUGCACCCAUUCAGUGAUUCAGGUGCGUUACCAGAUUGAUAACUUUCCAUUUGAUUCUGUAGUAUGGUCGCCAUGGGAGGAUAGUGAAUGGAAGACUAAACCCGAGGUGGAAGAGGCUAAACUAAUGUCUGUAACACGGAGGGUAUUUUACGAUCCAUUUGGUCACAAUGUCUUGUACCUGGGCGAACGGUGUCUCAAACAAGUUCUUGGUAUGACAGUAAUACCGUGCAAUCCUCCGGAUUUAUUAGUACAAAUCAACAAUGACUAUUUGUACACCAACCAUCAACUUAAUUCCUUGGAUUACGUUGAAGUACCCGAUCAUGAGUAUAAGUUGUGGUGUAAGGAGAAGUCAGUUGGUAAGUACACAGGUGCAAUUGUACAUGAAGGAAACAGGGAUUUGUAUGGUACACAUGAUAACGAUGCUUAUGUACGCAAACCAGGACCGCAACGAAAAAGAAGAUACACUGAAGAUUUGGUGCCCAUCGAUCGUCAUCUCUUCCCAUAUCCAACAAAAAAUCUUACAUCUCGAGUAUGCGGACCUAAUUUUGAAGCGGUUCAUAUUCCUAUUGGAAUGGAGUAUUUGGGGGAGUAUCCACAACCCAAUUAUAAUGUCAAUAUGGGUACAACUGUGAGUAUCAUAUGUCCAUUAUUUUUUAUAUAUUCUACUUGUGAAAAAAAUAUUAACUCAUGUCGGUGUUCCGGUGUUCGCUGUAUACAAGAGAUGUGGAAACAAGCAUAUAUGGAGUCGCAACAACAACUCAUGGCUCAACAACAAUGUUAUUUCGACAUCACAAAGGAACUGCAAUACAAAAUCAAAUACGGUCGAGAUUAACAUCAGAGAUGUGUGAGAGACUAUGUAGCACCACAUACAGGUGAGUCUUCUACACCGGGCCAGUCACGUGAUUCGGGUCCGUCGACGGGUUCUUUUGUUCCAAACAGUCAAGAAGACUACCAUCCUUAUCAUUCGUCGGAGCCACUCAAUCAAAGCACAACCACGUACCAACAUCAGGGUUCAGCAAAUUAUCCAUGGUUUGAUUCCUGAAAAUGAUCCAUGGUUUGAAAUGUUAAUGGCUGGUUUUUUUACUUUUUAACAAAUAUGUUUAUAUCUGAAUGCACUUAUCAUUUUCACUAUAUAACAACUACUUUUUUUGUUUUAUUUGUACUGGUAAUAUUUACUGUAUAAAAACAUGUUUUUUUUUAAUUGUAUAUCCUCUCAUCAUAUCUCUAUAUAUAGCAAACCAGUUUCCCAAGUGAAGCUAUCCAAACAUUCUAUCAUAUUUGUGUUUUAUAAAGAUGAGAUUCAGCAAAGAAGAAGAUGUUGCUCUUACGCAAGCAUGGAUUGAGGCAAAAAACAAUAUUUUGAACAGAGCUCAGGAUACCGACACCCAAUUAUGGAGUAAUUUUUUUGAAUAUUUUGGUAACAUAUCCGGAAAUCCAAAUGCAAGAGUCAAAGCAGGUCUUAGAGCAAGGUGGGGCAAGAUCAACGGGGACAUCAUCACUUUUGUCACGAUUCAGGCCGAAGUUAACAUACGUAAUCCUGAGAUGUCAUAUGAACAAAGGAAAAGUGCUGCUCGUUUAGACUAUCUUAACCAGACAGGCG
This is a messenger RNA of Papaver somniferum (opium poppy), 3213 nucleotides long. RefSeq lists its product as uncharacterized. NCBI's taxonomy places the organism in Eukaryota, Viridiplantae, Streptophyta, Magnoliopsida, Ranunculales, Papaveraceae. The record is from RefSeq and is a predicted model, not a curated record. The transcript has 4 exons. Bases 1351 to 2445 code for a protein of 364 amino acids.